Messenger RNA from Phoenix dactylifera (date palm), 3089 nucleotides. It is a transcript of the gene GL3, whose product is annotated as basic helix-loop-helix (bHLH) DNA-binding superfamily protein. Lineage: Eukaryota; Viridiplantae; Streptophyta; Magnoliopsida; Arecales; Arecaceae. The record is from RefSeq and is a predicted model, not a curated record. Gene Ontology annotation, molecular function: protein dimerization activity.
GACAAUAUCUUUGAAUGGUAUGACUCGAACAUCCUGUCUAUUUGAUCUAACAUUACACAAUUUUUGUUCUCUACUUCCUAAAUUCUUGCAUGUGAUGGAAGCCAUGAUAUGAGCCCUGAUAUCUCCUUCUGGUCUGAGGAGGUGAGGGAGGGAGGGGGAGGGAGAAAGAGAGAGCUUGGUUGGUGAAAGUUUUUCAGUUCUACAAGCAAGAGUGCCGAGUCAGUCCAACACUGGGUCCUCUGACUGCUCUUUAGAACCAAUUUAUUUGUCCUUCUCCUGGUAGUGGUGGUGUUCCAACCUCCUUCCCAAGUUCAGGAACCUCUUACUCUAUAAUUUCUUUUUUUCUGUAGUCUUCGUGCUGGACUAUCUUAUGUUGACACUCUAAUUUGUUUGUCUAUAAUAUUUUUGUAUCCAAAUCUCUGAGCUAGAUAGGCUAUUCUAUGAGAAAGAGAAGGGUGUCUUCCUAGUACUCCUACAAGGAAAGAGGCAUUCUGAGCCCUGUCAGUACUUCCUGAGCCUAAAAGGUUUCUUGGCGUCUACCUGGACAAAAAGAUAUAGAAUCGACGAGCCCAUACAAGAGGUCUUCUUCUUAUGAUUAUAGAGAACAGAGAACAGAGCCUAUUUAAGUCAUCUGUGGAGGGCUUGGCUUCCUUUCUCCUACCAGAAUAGUAGUAAUAAUAAUGAAAAUUCUAAGGGACUCUCGUUUGAAAUUUGGAAUGCUUCUGCUGGUGCAAAAAGGUUAGAGAGGUUGGUAUUUUUUGUGAGUUCUGAGUAGGGAUCUUGGUUAUGUGUCGAGCAAUGGCAGCAGGCGCCCAAAACCUGGAAGAGCUGCAGGAGAAACACCUGAGGAAGCAGCUUGCUGCUACUGUCAGGAACAUCCAGUGGAGUUAUGCAAUCUUUUGGUCCAUCUCAACAAGGCAACAAGGGGUCUUAGCAUGGAGUGAUGGGUACUAUAAUGGUGAUAUAAAGACAAGGAAGACUACUCAACCAGUGGAGUUUAAAGCUGAUCAAAUGGGUCUCCAGAGAAGCGAGCAACUGAGAGAGCUAUACGAGUCUCUUUCAGCAGGAGACGGCAAUCAGCAGUCCAAAAGGCCUUUUGCCUCACUAUCACCUGAAGAUCUGACAGACACGGAGUGGUAUUACCUGGUUUGCAUGUCUUUCACAUUCCGUCCAGGCCAAGGGUUGCCCGGUAAAGCCUUAGCAAGCAAUCAGGAUAUCUGGUUGAGCAAUGCUCAAUUUGCAGACAGUAAAAUAUUUUCACGAUCUCUUUUAGCAAAGAGUGCAUCUAUCCAGACUGUGGUGUGUAUUCCCUUCAUGGACGGUGUGCUAGAGCUGGGUACAACUGAACCGGUUUUGGAGGAUUCGGCUCUCAUACAGCAAGUCACAAAUUCAUUCUGGGAGUUGCCUAUCCCUGUUUGCUCCGAGCAAUCUGUAUCCAGUCCUCCAUUGGCUGAAAAGGAUGAAGACAUCUUGUGCCCUAAUCUUGAAUGUGAAAUUGUUGAUACGAUGAUUUUGGGGGAACACAACUUAGUGCCUGAUUGUCAGGCCCCUUUGGAGAGUGGGUCCCCAGCUUUCCCUUUUGGUAGUCAUUCUUAUGCCUCUGACAAAGAAAAUGAGCUAAUCCAGGAUAAGGUCGAGGAAUUGCAGGCAAGUAUCUGCGAAGAACCGAAAAUAGAUUCUCCUCAUGACAGUUCAAAUGAGUGUUGUCCCAAUCAGCAAGCUAAUAAUAAUUCUUUUAGAAUUGAGAGGCUGAAUAGUGCAUCUCAAGUACAUAAUGGGCAGUUGAUGGAUGAUGAGUUCAGCAAUGGUUUACAUGGUUCUUUGAAUUCAAGUGACUGUAUAUCGCAGUCCUUUGUGAAUCCUCAAAGGGUCCUCUCUUCUCCAAUGGGUGAGCGAAUAAAGAAUAAUGUCCUCGAUAGCCUUCAGGAGGAAGAUUUUACAAAGCUGAUCUCACUGGAUCUUCAGGGUGAAAAGUCACACUAUACAAAGACCAUUGCUGCCAUCCUAAGGAACUCCAAGCAGCUGGAGUCAAUAACAUGCUUUCCUUGUGGUUCUCAUGAAUCCAGUUUUGUGGUUUGGAAGCGAAGUUUGAACACUCCAAAACCACUCUCCGCCAUUUCACAGAAGCUGGUGAAGAAGAUUUUGGUUGAUACUGUAUGGAUGCAUGGUGGCCUGCCACUGAAACCCCAAGAGGAAAAUGGGCUUCGGAACAAAGUUUGGAAAUUAGAAGGAGAUGAUGCUAAUGCUAGUCAUGUGUUGUCAGAGAGGAGGAGGAGAGAAAAGCUAAAUGAGAAAUUCCUCGUUCUCAGAUCACUGGUUCCUUCUCUUAGCAAGGUUGACAAAGCAUCCAUCCUUGGUGACACAAUAGAGUAUCUGAAAGAGCUUCAGAGAAAAGUAGAGGAAUUGGAUUCUCGCGGAGAGUUAGGUGAGUUUGAAGCAAGAGGAACAAGGAAGCAUCCUGACAUAUCAGAGAGGACAUCUGACAAUUAUGGCAACAAGGAGAUUGCGAAUGGCAGAAAGCCUAGUGCAACCAAGAGGAAGGCUUGUGAUAUCGAGGAAGCAGAGGUCGAACAUCAUUUGUUUCUAUCAAAGGAUGGUCCACUUGACGUUAAUGUUACUGUGAUUGAGAAAGAGGUUCUCAUAGAGAUGCACUGUCCCUGGAGGGAAUGUUUGCUUCUUGAGAUAGUUGAUGCGGCAAGCAGCCUCCAUUUGGAUCCUUUCUCUGUGCAGUCAUCCACUGUUGAUGACAAUCUUGCAGUGACAAUAAAAGCUAAGUUUAGGGGUUCAGUUGUAGCAUCGCCAGGAAUGAUCAAGCGGGCACUUCAGAGAGUUGUAGGUAAAUGUUGAGAAUAGUUAUUGCUCGCCAGCAAGGAAUGACCAAUGUCCGUAAAUCUUGAGCUUGUAGAACUCGUUUAAAAUUCUGAUGAGCCGUGAGAACAUAUUCUAGUCAACAUGUAAAAGUGACUUUUGUGCAGUCUCUUCGAGCUGUUUUAUUAGUAACUACUCUCUACUCUUCUCCUUGAUGAUUUUAGCCACUAUAUUUCCCUGGACAUGAUCAUGUUUACCAUGCGUUCUAAAACAUGGUGUUU